CCUUCUACCCCAUCCCCUCCGUCGAUUUCUAUCCACCAAUGUUAUGUUUUUAUCUUACUCCAAGUACCACAUAGCCGCUAUUACAAAAUGUAUUAAUAUCCACAUAACUAUUUUAAUACAACAUUUCAGCACUCUGAAUAGUUUCCAAAUUUUAUUUUUAGCCGUAUUUCUUAAAAACAACCGAACCUUAUAUAGUUUUCUUUAAAGGUUGAAUAGCUAACUGGGAUAGUAAUAUGAAAUAAAGUAGAUGGAGCAGGACCCCAUUUCAGAGGUAUUGCCUAUGUGUCAGCUUCAGAGUAAGAGCCCCCUAAGUCAUAGUUUUUACAAUUAUUUAUAUGUAAUGUGGCUUUCAUUUAGUAUUUUCAAAGAUCUGCAUACAAUUACUUUCCUAUAUUCUAUGCAUUUCAGUAUAUUUUAUGUUGAUCACUUGGUUUUGUAAACAUACAAGAAGUAAAAUGAAUGAACCAUAUAGGAUUCAAAAUAGCACUUUUCUGUUGCCAAAAUUGGCAUGGUGAAUUUGCGAAGGAAUUCCUCUUGGAUUAGGUCCACUGUAGAUGGUGUCCAAGGCUGUUAGUGCCUAAAUUGCUCUGUUCCCUAAAUUGCCCAUGUUUCCCUCAAAACUGGCAAACUACUGUCAACCUAGACCUUCAUCAAGGGCUCUGGUAGUAUUUAAAAAUAUUAGUUUGCUGUGUAUAUUUUAAUGCUUAUAGACUGCAAUUCCAAAUUAGACUUGCAUUUAGUAUAUGUCAUUUUACACCGUGAAUCUAUAAUUCAUUGCCUGAGCACACCAGGGAGACAGUAUUGUGAAAUGUACACUGGUAAGCUACUUGAACGCUUGCUUUGUAUUUAAACGUGCAUAAUUAUAUUCAAAAUCAAGGAAGGCUUAGUUUUGCGCCUGAUUUUUUUGAAAAUAUGGAUUUGUUGUCUGAGGGUUGCAGUUGAUGACUUUUUGAUAUCACCUUAGUAUGUUUGCUGCUGCUACCAAGAGCUUUGUCAAGCAAGUUGGAAAUGGAGGGAGAUUAGUUCCCGUUCCAAGCCUCAGUGAGGCUGACAAAUACCAACCUCUAAGUCUGGUGGUAAAAAAGAAGCGAUGCUUUCUCUUUCCUAGAUAUAAAUUUGCCUCAACACCUUUUACACUGAAAGAUAUUCUUCUAGGAGACAGAGAAAUUUCAGCUGGUAUUUCAUCUUAUCAGUUACUGAAUUAUGAAGAUCAAUCAGAUGUUUCACUCUAUGGAAGGCGAGGCAACCAUAUUGUGAAUGAUGUUGGAAUUAACAUUGCUGGAUCAGAUUCCAUUGCAGUAAAAGCUUCAUUUGGUGUGGUAACCAAACAUGAAGUGGAAGUAUCCACAUUACUGAAGGAAAUUAGUACACGAAAAAUUAAUUUUGACCACAGCUUGAUACGUCAGUCAAGGCGCAGCAGAAAAGCCAUAUUGUGUGUGGUCAUGGAAAGCAUUCGAACCACAAGGCAGUGCUCACUGUCUGUGCAUGCUGGAAUUCGCGGGGAAGCCAUGCGGUUUCAUUUUAUGGAUGAACAGAAUCCCAAGGGAAGGGACAAAGCUAUUGUUUUUCCAGCACACACAACCAUAGCUUUCAGUGUUUUUGAACUCUUCAUUUACUUGGAUGGUGCCUUUGACCUUUGUGUCACUUCAGUGUCAAAAGGAGGAUUUGAAAGGGAAGAAACGGCAACAUUUGCACUGCUCUACAGACUGAGAAAUAUACUAUUUGAAAGAAAUAGAAGAGUGAUGGAUGUCAUUUCUCGUUCGCAGCUUUACUUAGAUGAUCUUUUUUCUGAUUACGACAAACCUCUCAGCAUGUCUGAUAUUUCACUCAAAGAAGGGACACACAUUCGAGUUAACUUGCUUAAUCAUAACAUUCCAAAAGGACCUUGCAUACUCUGUGGAAUGGGGAACUUCAAAAGGGAGACGGUUUAUGGGUGCUUUCAGUGUUUUGUUGAUGGGCAGAAGUAUGUGAGACUUCAUGCAGUUCCUUGUUUUGAUGUUUGGCACAAGAGAAUGAAAUAAAAUGAACAAAAUGAAUAUA
Manis pentadactyla (Chinese pangolin) is the source of this 2040-nucleotide messenger RNA. RefSeq names its product pejvakin (gene PJVK). Lineage: Eukaryota; Metazoa; Chordata; Mammalia; Pholidota; Manidae. Gene Ontology annotation, biological process: programmed cell death. Gene Ontology annotation, cellular component: cytoplasm. The transcript is spliced from 6 exons. The record is from RefSeq and is a predicted model, not a curated record. Bases 966 to 2021 code for a protein of 351 amino acids.